Messenger RNA from Oncorhynchus keta (chum salmon), 2459 nucleotides. It is a transcript of the gene nabp1a, whose product is annotated as nucleic acid binding protein 1a. Gene Ontology annotation, biological process: mitotic cell cycle checkpoint signaling; response to ionizing radiation; double-strand break repair via homologous recombination. Bases 931 to 1638 code for a protein of 235 amino acids. Lineage: Eukaryota; Metazoa; Chordata; Actinopteri; Salmoniformes; Salmonidae. Gene Ontology annotation, cellular component: SOSS complex. Gene Ontology annotation, molecular function: DNA binding. The record is from RefSeq and is a predicted model, not a curated record. The transcript has 7 exons.
GCACGUUGACGUAGUUAGGGGGCAUUGUUUGAAGAGCAGGGGGGUGCGUGCCACAGUUGUCUAGAUAUAAACUCGCCGAGAAUUUUCUUUAGCCAUAAUUCAAGUCUAAUUACUAGCAACACUUGAAUUUACGUUUAUCAAAUAAUUAUAUAUAGCGGCCAUGUAUUAGCAACAGACACGUACGAGUUUGUGUUGUAACAAAGCUGAAGUUGGACAGCUAACGUUAGCUAGCGCUACUUCCUCCAUCAGACUAGAAAUGAGUGUUAAUGUUAGCUAUAAUUUAUAAUUGAUCCAACAUCAGUCUUUUUCGUUAUGUAAGUAGUUAGUUAGUUCAAGUAAAGCACAAGUUUUGCUUAAACUCACCAUUGUGAGAAUAGUCAGGCUAACGUUACUGCUGUAGCUAGUUAGCACCAGAUGAGGAAAGAGAACUGAAUUGUCAGGCGGUUAAACAUUUUUGACGUUCAUAUUUUUUUUAUUCACCAUAAACUGGUGUUUUAGGUUAAUACUUAGCACCGCAAGCAUAUCGUUUAAUUAAGGUGGCUAGCUUUAUGUAGUGUUUUUUUUCACGUGUAACUAAGAUUGUUCUAGCAGGAAGUAUAGUAACCUUAAGAGAAUAGCUUGGUAGAAAAUGGAGUAAAGUAGCUACAGUAGUCCAUCCAUUGAAAGCAAAAGUAACGUUAGCUUGUUAUCCUUUUGGAGGCUAGCUUUAUAAAUCGGGAACCCCACAUCUCAUUUGUUUCAGGUUGUGGCAAAAAAAACGUUUCUCAAAUAACUUUGUAUAGACCGCUAGCAAGUUAUGACAAUCCCUUUAUGUUGAAAACUAACGUUAGCUGGCUAGUUUGCUGCUAGCUUCCGACCGAAUGCUGCUACCGAUUGCAUAGCUUUCUAGACAGCUUGCUAGCGUGUCACUUUCCCAAUUGCAUCCUAAAGAUGUCGAACGCCAUAAACGAAGGUCUGUUCUUGAUAAAAGACGUGAAGCCUGGAUCGAAAAAUUUAAAUAUCGUAUUCAUUGUUUUGGAAAUAGGGCCAGAGGAACAAUUGAGUCGAUUGUGCAACUUAGUGCAAACAUGUCAUCGACGGGUAACCAAGACGAAGGAUGGCCAUGAGGUGCGUUCCUGCAAGGUAGCGGACAAGAGCGGAAGCAUCGCCAUCUCUGUCUGGGACGAGCUGGGCAGCCUCAUUCAGCCUGGGGACAUUAUCCGGCUGACCAGAGGCUACGCCUCCAUGUGGAAGGGCUGCCUGACCCUGUACACUGGAAGAGGUGGAGACCUGCAGAAGAUCGGAGAGUUUUGCAUGGUGUAUUCCGAAGUGCCUAACUUCAGUGAGCCCAACCCAGAUCUGCUAGCCCAGAACAACCAGCAGAACAAGACUGGCAAAUCGGAUCAGAGGGGGAAUUCUCCGCCUAAUCAGAAUUCAGGUACACCUGCUCAGUCAGGUAACGGUGCCAUGAUACCAUUUGUCAACAACAACAGUUCUCCCUCAACUCCUCGUGACCCUGUCUUUGGGGGUGUGGGGAGGACUAACGGCCGUUCCCCUGGCAGCACAGCUCCUCCAAUGUCCGCUGUGGGACCUCCCAGUGCCCCCAAGCCUUCGGUCACUAUUAGCAAUGGCAGGGACCCCCGGCGUGCCAAGAGAUGAAACAUGGCAUUAGGGACAUCUUUCCCACGACCUCUUAACCCCCCACUCUCUCCUUUCCAUCUACCUUUUGAACAUGCCAAACCUGGCAUUCACAACAUUAUCACUGAAAAAGACUAGUUUCUGAUCUGCAGCUUAUACUGGUUAACCUAGGCGACGUUGUCUUUCUCUAGUUGAGCUAAUCUUUGUUGGUUAUGCUGUCAAUUGCAUAAAGCACCUCACUGAAUAAUUGUGACCUAAACAUGAACACAGUAGCAGGACUUGCAAAGCUCUGGACAUAAAGUAAGUUUACCCACUUCCACCACCAUAAUUGCCAAUUUUGUGCCAAUGUUAUUGACAACCCUCCCUGUGCCUCCCUCUCGCCCAUCUUGUUGGCUGAAACUAUACACCCUACUUGACCACUAGAUGCAUUCACUUUGACUUAGAGAGAAGAAAGUGCAUCACUAAUUUGAUUAAGUAACAGAUUACUGCUGAUGGGGAAAGCCUUAUGUAGGCGAAACAACUUUUUGGACAGAAUUAACUAACAAAACCCCCCUUGGAAGGAUCACAACUCCCUUCUCAACCAAAACAUAUCAAAAGUGACUGAAAAGAAAGGUGAUAGUUUGAUUUUUAAUGGUAGGUCAAUUAGAUUUAGUUGAGAAUGGCUACAGUUUUCUUGAGGACUAGUUUAUUUGCUGUCCAGUUUUGAACAAUACAUUUGUUUAGGUGGGAACACUUAAGAGGUUCACCCAAAUAUAUUUUACUGACAUUUUGAUUUCUGUUUAAUCUCUGAGAUAGAUGGUGAAGUAGCUAAUGAGUGCAAUAAAUAAUAUUGUCACAUUUAA